Messenger RNA from Oppiella nova, 489 nucleotides. NCBI's taxonomy places the organism in Eukaryota, Metazoa, Arthropoda, Arachnida, Sarcoptiformes, Oppiidae. The record is from the annotation of a GenBank genome assembly.
AUGAGGAUCGCUCACCACAGAAAGAUCACUCACUCGGGAGAGUAUGCCUUCAUUCAUACCGAACUCAUUGAAGGCGAAGCCAUUGGCAAUACUUCAUGGGCUGGUGGUUCAGAGAGCGAUGAGACGAAGCAGACAUUGAAAGAGGCUUAUCAGGCACUGCUGAUUGUGAGUCUUAAUCAACCGCUCGGAGACUUCUACAAGAACUUCAGCGAUGAAGUGAAACAAAGAGCACUGAAGAGUUACAACUAUACGUAUAACGAAGAGAUGGUCAACUAUUUUACGGCCUCUUUUCAUGAUUCGGUUUUACUAUUAUGUCGAGCCCUUCAGGACUACCAUAAUAUGACUGACAGUGAGCCCACUGAUAGCCAGUCACCGCCAGCACGCAUUGAUGGCAGACAACUGGUCGCCCGCAUGAAGAACGUGUCAUUCAGUGCGAUGGCGAUCGCAUUGCAGACUAUGCACUCCUCGACCAAACAGAUCCUGAAUCCG